UCACCGGCAAUCUCAUAUUCACGCACGCGUAUCCAAUAAUCUUUUCAUCUUCACCGUUUCAUACGUAACUUCUUUACGACCCUCUCUCUCUCUCUCUCUCUCUCUCUCUCUCUCUCUCUCUCUCCUUUUCUCUCUUUCGUUUCUCCGGCGAGUGUGCGAGAUGCUGAAGGAAAGACAGGUUUUGCCGGAUUCAAGCAACAAGAACAGGGUGUCUCCCUACCCGCUUCGCUCCUGUCGGAGCAAGAAACAAAAGGAAGCCGAGUCACCUCUCGAGCCAGAGAACGUGAGUGAAUGGGAGGAUGUGAGGUGUGUGAUCUGCAUGGAGCCGCCGCACAAUGCCGUCCUCUUGCAGUGCUCUUCCUUCUCCAAAGGCUGCCGCGCUUACAUGUGUGACACAAGCGCGCGUCACUCCAACUGCUUCAAGCAGUACCGCAGGAACAAGAAGAACGCAAGCCGCUGCAGCAAUGGCAAGACUCUGAGCUGUCCGUACUGCAGAGGAGAGGUUCACGGGACGAUGAAGUCUACUAGCGCACGGAGGUUCAUGAAUGCGAAACCGAGGUGCUGUUCUAUGGACAAGUGCGAGUUCUCUGGGACUUAUUCUCAGCUGAAGACUCACUUGAAAGCUGAGCAUCCGGGUUUCACACCUCCGAAGAUGGACCCUUGGGAGCAUCUCCACAUGUGGGAGGAAGUGGAAAGAGCGGAGUUCAUUGAGAUGAUCAACGCUCGUCAGAGAUGGGAAGCGGAGCAGAGAUUGUUGGCCGGACAUCUCUACCAGCUUCCACACCAUCAUCAUCAUCAUCACAUGAUUGAUCUCAACCUUGAUGCUUUCAUGCACGAUGUUUUCAUUGGUGUGAGGGGACAAGCAAGUGCCCCCAGUUACCCGGCUCACAUGUCCCAGCUUGAGUUCCAUGGAGCCAUGUAUCCUAGGUGGACUCCGUGAAGAAGAUUUCUCGUAGUGCCGAUCAAAGUUUUGAUGUCUCUUGAUUCUUUUAUCCAAAAUGUAUUCUCAGUGUUUAGGUUUUAUAGGGACAUCAGCUCUUGUUCUAGGCAUAAGUUUUUUACUUUUUGUUUGUAUUAAUGUUUAUGUUUAGUCAAGUAUCCAAUAGAAUUUGUCUAAAUAAAAAAAAAAACCACAUUUUUUCA
Molecule: messenger RNA, 1143 nt
Organism: Brassica oleracea var. oleracea
Lineage: Eukaryota; Viridiplantae; Streptophyta; Magnoliopsida; Brassicales; Brassicaceae
Exons: 2
Coding region: 161-940 (259 amino acids)
Source: RefSeq, a predicted model, not a curated record